AUGUCUGGAUAACGUCAAGGGCUUUCUUAUGGCUCCUUUAAUGUAGCCGCCCCCCACCCUACCCUUUUUGAAUUGCAGCGUUAAAGCGCGCGCACACACGCACAGUCUCCUUCCCGCAGUGCACGGGGACGGAGGCUCCAAGCCGCACGGACGCCGCCAAGCAUGUGAUUGUUUUGUUGCUGGGAUGGGACCAUGUGAAGAAUUCCACAUGGAUGCUUGGAUCACAGCCUGUGAGACCCCCCCCGCCACCACCACCACGUCACCCCCAGAGGCAGCGGUGUUGGAGAGCAGCAAUGGUCAAGUCAGUGAGAACCGCAGUGGAGCCGCACUGAGGCAAAUUCAGCCAACCAGCCCCUCGUGUCCUGGGGGUCAGGGGGGGUUCCCAGCACCUUAAGGGGCACAGGAAGCCGAGGAGGUCCAAAUCUUUCCCCCCCCGAAGCACAGACCAACCCACAUCCCCGCCGCAAGAUGACGGUGGUAUCAGGAGACAACGUGGACGAGACUUCGGCCGUGCCCGGCCACCCCCAGGACGCCUACCCACCCCCGGACCACAACGACCACGAGUGCUGCGAGAGGGUGGUCAUCAACAUAGCCGGCCUCAGGUUCGAAACCCAGCUGAAGACGCUAUCACAGUUUCCCGAGACGCUGCUGGGCAACCCCAAAAAGCGCAUGCGCUACUUCGACCCCCUGCGAAACGAGUACUUCUUCGACAGGAACAGGCCCAGCUUCGACGCCAUCCUCUACUACUACCAGUCCGGGGGGCGGUUGCGGAGACCAGUCAACGUCCCCUUGGAUAUGUUCUCGGAAGAGAUCAAGUUCUACGAGCUGGGGGUGGAGGCCAUGGAAAGGUUCAGAGAAGACGAGGGCUUCAUUAGGGAGGAAGAGCGCCCCCUGCCAGAGAGGGAGUUCCAGCGUCAGAUCUGGCUCCUCUUUGAGCACCCGGAGAGCUCGGGCACCGCCAGGGGGAUCGCAAUUGUGUCAGUGAUGGUCAUCCUGAUUUCCAUUGUCAUAUUUUGUUUGGAGACUCUACCGCAGCUGAAAGACGACCCCAUGGGCCACAUAGAGACCGUGGGCAACUCCACCAUCUACUACAAACCCAACAUCCUCACGGACCCCUUCUUCAUCAUCGAGACCCUCUGCAUCAUCUGGUUCUCCUUUGAGUUGAUCGUGCGCUUCCUGGCGUGCCCCAGCAAACCGGCCUUCUUCAAGAACAUGAUGAACACUAUUGACAUUGUGGCCAUCAUCCCCUACUUCAUCACGCUGGGCACCGAGCUGGCCGAAGACUCAGACACCGAGGGGGUCGGGGAGCAGGCGACGUCUCUGGCCAUUCUCAGGGUGAUCCGUCUGGUCAGGGUGUUCCGGAUCUUCAAGCUGUCCCGACACUCCAAAGGACUGCAGAUCUUGGGGCAGACCCUCAAGGCCAGCAUGCGAGAGCUGGGACUGCUCAUCUUCUUCCUCUUCAUCGGGGUCAUCUUGUUUUCCAGCGCUGUCUACUUUGCCGAGGCCGAGGAGCAGGAUUCCCAGUUUGGCAGUAUCCCGGACGCCUUCUGGUGGGCGGUGGUAUCCAUGACCACCGUGGGCUAUGGGGACAUGGUGCCGGUCACCAUCGGGGGCAAGAUCGUGGGGUCUCUGUGCGCCAUCGCCGGCGUUUUGACCAUUGCCCUCCCCGUUCCCGUCAUCGUGUCUAACUUCAACUACUUCUACCACCGAGAGACGGAGGGCGAGGAGCAGGCGCAACUUCUCAACGUCAGCAACCCCAACAUCCCGUCCGACACCAACUCCAGCCGCCGCAGUUCAUCUGUCGUCAGCAAGUCUGAGUACAUGGAGAUCGACGGCGACCUCAACAACAGCAUCGAUAACUUUAGGGAGGCCAACCUGAGAACUGGCAACUGCACUAUAGCCAACCAGAACUGUGUGAACAAGAGCAAGUUGCUCACCGAUGUUUAGGCAGCGGGACUGGGGAAAGCACCACCGGUUAGCUUGGUUAAGGGUGCGUUCACACUUCUCACGUGUGGUUCGGUUAAAAUGAACUCUGGUGCAUUCACGCUUUCUAGUGCGGUUCGUUUGGCCAAAAGCGAACCCAGUCAUCAGAAGCAAACAAGUUGACCGCUUGCAAGUGAACGCUGGUGUGGUUCGGUUCACUGUGAACGCGACACGGACCAAAGACACGGACCAGCAUGCAGAAAUGACAGACAUGUCAAAGCAAAUGUCUGUGUGACGACGGCGCUGCUAAAAGUAUAUUUGAUGAGUUUCCAUGAAAUCUAUGUGAAUAUGAAAAUAAUAUUCAACCCGGCAGAUGAUGAUUUGGUUGCAUAAUAUGUCAGGAGAGCUGCCCAAUCCCGUCUUUACUUUAUAGCUUAUUUCCUUUGCUGCACAGCCUUUGGUCACAUGAGAAAAAUACCAGUGACGCCAAAGUGCACACCACGUUUCUUUUUUUUUAAUGUUUGGUCCGGACCUGCCCUGUGAUUGGCUGGUGACCAGUCCAGGGUGUACCCCGCCUCUCGCCUACAGUCGGCUGGGAUCGGGGCUCCAGCAUACCCGCCGCCCUAGUGAGGACAAGCGGUACAGAAAAUGCAUCGAUGGGUUUGGUCGGGCCCAGAGUACCGAACCACAAGUGUGAACGCAGCCUCAGGCUUUGGUGAGGCCUCGUCUCCAUAGAAGCUGUUAAGAGUAGUUAGAUAGGCUAAUGAAUUCUUCUAACCCUGCAAGUACGUAACCCCCCCCCCCAAAAAGCAUACUGAUAACCUCAUGUAUUACACAAGUAGGUGUUAGGAUGCAAAGCACACUCUUGUCUUAUCAGGCAAUAUCAUGCAUGGACAACAAAGCUUCUGCAGCCAUGCGGCUUGAAAAAGACGAAGCUCCCACCCAUCGCCCACUUCCUCCCCUUUCUCCCCCCUCUGUCGGAAGGAUCUAAAAAGCACCUUAUAGGAGGAAGACCCAUCUGGAUGUAAACGAUUGCCCUCCCCCCUCCCCGGACAUCCGCAGUGGAGUCGUGCAGAUCACCAAGUGAUCCCGUGGGCCGCGACCACAGGCUCAUGAUGACUUGACUUUCCGUUCCGACGCAUGCAACGACACGCACGGCACUUGCCCAUCGCGGGUCGCUGGGACAGCCCACGUUUUCACACAUAUAGAUGAGGGUUUGAUUUGACAUAUUUAGAUGAUUGAAUGUUCACUCCGACUGGGACGCGUCAUACAUGAGAUCAUAGCAUGAUGAACAAAAGUAACCUGCAUUAUGGUCUACGGACACGAGGUACUCUUUGUAUCCUGGCUUAUUUAUUAAUGCAUGACAAUGAGUAAGCAAGCUUGUUGCAACUCAGGCACUCUGCAGUGUCCUUUUGGUCCUCGGUCAGGGAAAACUAGAGGAAUCCAAUCCUUGCAUUGCAUUCAGAUAUAUCCAAACCCAGAAUUUAACAAGUACUUAACGAGACUAAAUAACAUUUAAUCAUAAGUAAGUUACAAUAGCGCAGUGCAUGAGACAGUUAGCCGUGCUUCCUUUUCCACAAACGGGACUUGUUGUGAUGAUUGGGACGGAUAUGAGUUGCUAGUGCCUUUAUUCCACUCACCACCAGGACCAGUGGAAGUGCCUCUCAAGUCGUAAAAAGGGAUGUGCGAAGUCGUACAGAGCGGGUUGAGACGUUAGUAAUACGUAUUAAUAAUACUAUGAGCCACGAGUGGGUGAAAAAAAAACAAACAAAAAAAAACCCAUCCCGGCUCUCACGCACAAGCUGGUUUUCAUGCCCUCGCCGCUUAAUGAAGCAGCAGCAACGUAAUGUACUUUCCACGUUUACCAAUCCAAAUCAAAAGGGAAUAUUUACAGCUUUUGGCCAUCAUUUAUUCAUGCCUGGCUUUUUUUGUGUGUGCAUCCUUUUCAGGGUCUCUACCUCAGUGAGGUCAUUGCAAAGCUGCUGCAGAGGCGCAUGCAAGCUUCAAUGCAGGGCUUCCUUCCAACGCCGUCGCGCUAAACCGAGCCAUAACGCUCAAAAACUGCAGUGGUGCAAUAUUGAAUGUGAGCGUCCCAAAGCAGCACCGCCUUUACACGAGCACUUAAGGAGAGAGAGAGAGAGAGAGAGAGAGAGAGAGAGAGAGAGAGAGAGAGAGAGAGAAAGAAAGUGUAUCACCAUCACGCUCCAUCUCUUUCUUUUUCUUUUUUUUGGUUCCACUGAUGAAGCUUCGCACAAUCAGAAUGUUGAUUUGUAGAAAGAUUGUUUGAACUCUCCUUCCUGAGGGACUCUUUUAAAUACGCAGCUUUCUUUAACACAACACACACGCACGCACACGCGUGACAUCACUCACUGCAGCGCUCGGGCAUUAUGGUGAACACAACAGUGCACAAUUUGCACAGCUAUUCAAUUAUUCUGCUUGCUUUAUGUAGUAAGAAUUGUUUAUGUAACUUUCAUUUUCAGUAUUUUAUUAUUGCGCUUUCAUUUUUAUAUCGUCACUUUUUAUGUUUUAAAUCACUAUUUUUUUAAUCAUUGAUUAUUUAUGAUUUAUUUGAUAUUAUUUUACCUUCUAAGUGUUGCAGACAGGGUCACUGUAGCUGGUCUGGAACUUUAACAAAUGAAUUCAAUAAAUUAUUUGAAAGGACAUCUUUUUAUUGAAUGUAUUCAAUAUGAAGUUAUCUUUUUUUGUUAAAUGCCAAUACAUUGUGGAUUUUUUAAAACAAAUAUAAAUAUCACAGUUUAAGGUGGAACAUGUGGCAUUGGAAACCAAUUCUUAGGAAAUAUAUAUUUAUUCAUAAAUGUAUUAUUUUAUUAUUUCCAAUCAUUGAUUUUUUGGGGGGAAGUUUUUACAUUUGUCUACUUUUUAUUUAUUUAUUUUUAUUUUGCAGAUAAGCUCAUUGCAGGUUGGUCAAAAACGUGAUAAUGAACAGAAAUGUAAUCUAAUGAAUUCUAAUAUAUUCAUAUGUUUAUUUAUGCUAUCAUUAUAUUAUUUCAAUCAUAUUUUUCUUUCAGAUUUUAUUUGUAUUGGAAUUGUUCCAGAUAUGGGAUUGAAGAUGCAUUUAGACUUACUUUUCCUUUUAUGUUCAUUCAUUGAGGUCUUUACAUUUAAUUCAUAUUUUAUCGGUUUAAAAGUAUCUUAUUUGUAACUGGUUCCACAUUGGCUUCCUGCAUCCAGGCUAGGAAAUGUCCCAUUUAUCAGAAAUGUUUGAAUUAUAUAUAUCUAGAAAUAAAAUAGAAAGAAAUAAUAUCAAUAUUAUAUAGCUAUAAUUAAAACAUGUGACAUAUAUACUGAUGUAUUUCUAUUUAUUUAGUAUUUUUGAGGUUUUUAAUUUGAGUAUGGAAGCGUUCUAGACAGGUUGUCUGCGGCGUGGCUGGAACACAAUGACAUCCAUGUGAAGUCAUUAUUUGGCUGAAGAGAAUAAUAAUGAAGACAAACAUUCUGUGCAAAGUAGCCCUGCGCUGUCCCAACAAGGUCUUAACAUAAAAAGGAAGGAGUUUGACUGCAGUGUUAUUUGAAUGUCAGAGUCUUGCUGCAGUGGCCGCCCUUCACGGUGCUCUUGGGCAGCAUGACUUUUGUUAUUAUUAGCUUCCUUCUUUCUGCUCUCGUUUGCUCUCGUUUGUUUUGAUCCAUUGUUUUGAUCCGCUGAAGAGACUCAAUGACGAGGUCCACGUCGCACAGCUGCGAACUAGCGAUGAUGUCAUUCUAUCAUGUUUGCCUCGGACGUGAGCUGCUCUGGCUUGGCAUUGCUGCUGCUGCUGUUUGAACGGUGCUACGCAUUCCAUACCCACAAACAUGACAAACUCUGAACAGCAAUACAACAACACAAAGAUUAUUUUCCGUCUUUAUCCUCUUACGUGAUUACUGGUGGCGGCGGCGCCGCGGGGUCAAAGGCUGUCCUCAUGCUUCACCACGUCAAGCUCCGACAUGUUCUCGUAGAUUUACGGCCCGCCGUGCACUUCUGGCAAGGACCGAGGCCUGCUGAAGCGGCCUAUUUAUUCAAGAAAGUAAGGCAAAGUAACACAAGUAUCUAUGACUGCAACCAAAUGUAACAAGUAUACUAAAAUGUGCUUUUCUUCACCUUGUUCAGUUGAUGACGCUCAAGAUGUGAUGAAUGAAAAAGACGUAGAUUGUUGCUCAUUCGGGUCAUGGUAGUCCGAAAAGGUUGGACGGAGGCAACUGGACUUCUUGUUUGUUGAAGAGCUUUCACCUUUCACCCAGGACGCUUUUAUGUGUCAAGUGUGGUGGGGGCGCCCCCCGGGGGUGCUUGUUCGCCUGCCUGGUGGCUAAACAACUCAUUAGUGGCCACGCUCCCCGUGGAAUGAGACAAUCGUUGGGGGACGAUCGAUGACGGCGCACACCUUUGUUUAGGGAGGGCCUUCCUAGUUUCUUAGCGUAGUCCAUCGUCCAUCGUGUCCGAUGAUGACUUCUACUCCUUCUACUGCUGAGUUUUGAGCUGACUGAAAGUCCAGUACGAGAGAUGCAGGGUCUAUUGCAGUGGGGGUGUAUGAAGUUAGUGUUUGUUGUGGUCUCGGCUCCAGGGACCAUCUUCCUCCUGUGGCGUUUCCUUUCCCCUGCCUCGUUCCUCCCCUAAAGUCUCCUGUGUGUGCUGUAUCCCACACCUGGAGUGUUAUCUUCAGCUGGUCCUGCAGAUGGCUGGCCGUGAUGUGGUGGACCGUACAGCAGUUGUCGUGGAGGUCUGUCAUCUGCCAUUCUGACAGUGUGGCGGCCUGUGUUUGUUGGUCCUGAAGAAAGGUGGCCUCCGUGCUCUCGGUACCACCUCUAUCCAGGACUUCUGUGUGUGGCACACGAUCACGCCACGUUAGACCAAGGAGACCCUUGAUGUGAAAGUUCUCCAGCUUCACAGCCGUAGAGUAGUGUGGCGACACAGAUGUCUUGGUAGACUGCUACCUCGGUGUGUAUGCUGAGGGCUUUGGAGGAGCCUGAGGCAGAUCUAAUUCGAUUUUCAACAUCAUCGCCUGGGAGUACUGCUUGGGGCUUGCCAUUGAUUUGUUAAAGACAGGUGAUGGUGGUCCAGUUGGAGGAGGGCAGUUCCACAGUGAGGCCUUCACAGCAGCUGUUAACGCUGCCUGCAGAGCCUCCAAUGACUGUGCCACAAUCUGCAUACUGUACUCCACUAUGCUCAGUUUUGACCUGAGUGGCUGCCUGGAGCAUUCGGAUGUUAAAUAGGUUCCCAUCUGACCUGUAAUCCACCAACACGCCCACCAGGAUAUAAACAGGGAGACUCCACGUGUAAAAUGUUCAAACUGAAGAAGCUGAUUGGACAAAUGGUGAAACAACAGUUGCCUCCAUUCAACCCUUGCAAAGGGAUACUUUAUUUCUUUUGUAAAAAUGAUUUUCUGCAUAUUUCCAGCCGCUGAAGCUGCUGUAGUUUAUCUGUACGGAGGAACACGCUGCAUGGUCGACAGAAGACUGCAUGAGCUUUGCCUUUCGAGACUGCACAUCCAUUUCGAGACAUGGUUUUUGAGUUUGUGGUUUUAGUUUUUGAAAGAAACCCCUUGCUCCUUUGUGCCCCCUGCUGGAGUCGUGACCUGAUCACAGGGUUUUGCUGGCCUCCAGGCCGAGGAACACGAACGAGGACGUUUAAGGGCUAGUUCCUCAAACUGAACUCCCUCCAAGCUGUGCCCUGCUUUGUUCUUGACUGUUGGGUUUCUCUCACUUUCUGUCCAGCAGAAGCCGGGCUACUUUGGAGCAGAAAACAAACAAACAACAACAAAAAAAAGAACUUUGGAACUCUUCUUUUCAUCUUUCAAGCAAAGCGAUUGUAUCAAAGCGCCAUCGUCAUGUUUCCCGAGGAUUAUGCUUCAGCGUACGACAACAAAAAGGCAUGGUCUGUGAUCUAUGCAAGGGUACUCAUUCCUUUCUUUCUUUUUUAAUUCCAUCACUGAUAACUUCAUCUUCUAUUUACUCCAAUAAAUUUUCAAGGAUCGGAUGGUGUCUCAUUGUUUCUGAGGCGACGGAAGGAACGUGAAAGGAACCACAGAAGCAGUCCGAGGUUGGAAGCUUACCAGAAAAAAAAAAGCUGGAAUGUUAUGAGAAAAAGCAACCGUAAUGUUACGUGGCUAAAGUCCUAAAGUUCUGAGAAACAAGCUAUUAAUGUUACAAAGAACAAGUUGCAAUGGGAUGAGAGAGAGGUUGUAAGGUUGGCAGAGAAAGGUCACAUUUGAAUGCUGGUACCAGAAAGGCAAAAACAACAAAAUGUAAUCUGAAACCAAGAAAGGUUGGAAUUGGGGAUGCCCAGUACAUGUUUUCCCUAAGCCGAUAACAUCCUGCUUCUCAAAACCAAGAACCUUUUAUAUCUGUUAGUUUUUAAAUGUACCUUUAAUUUAACUCCAGUAUGUGCACACCAGAGAUGUUCACAGGUAGUUUUUUUGCAAGUCUCAAGUCUUUGGUCACAAGUCCAAGUCAAAGCCAUAAAAAAUAAAUGUCUCAUGUCUCUGCUUUGCCAGAGUGUCAUCUGAGGUACGAAUGUGUGGGGCUGCGAGCCGUGCACCCGACGUGUAAUGUGGUUACUGUGGUUACCAUGUAAAAAAAAAAAGUCAAUGACAUUAAAGGGAUAGUUCACAUUUUUUGACAAGAGGUUGUAUGACAUCCCCAUCAGCAGUGUAGUACAUCAACAGUGACUUACACCCCAAUUGGUCCUGUGAAUCCAGUUCUGGUCCACAAUCCUUAUGUGAAACAUGAACACAUCCACAUUGGACGUGUCCUUGCUGUUUCUAUGCUGCUGGUGUUGACGGAAGUAGCUUUAGCUAUAUAGGCUAUGUCAAAUCAAUGCGUCCUGUAGGUACCUCCCAUGACGUGCAUUGUUAGCUGGCUCAUGCUAGGUCAUUUUCUCUCCUUAGAACGCGCUGGAAAGGGAAAGAAAUGUGUUCAUGUUUCACAUAAGGAUUGUGGAUGAUGGAUGUUGUUUUCCUUUAAGCGCCACGGCCAUCUUGUUUACGUGUGUGUUCCACAGCGGAAGAAGAUGUGAGCAUCUUCAUCGCAUGCACAAGAAUGGACAGGCGACAGUGCGCAGGGACACGGCGGGAGACAAAUAGAACGCCGAGCGUUUUGUGACGUCGAGGAGGCAUUUUUGUGAUGCAAAUGUCCUACUCUUUUGAACACAUAUUGUUUUGAGAAGGCAAACACUUUACUUAAAUGACCCAGCAACGAAGCGGAACUACUUUCUCGUCCCGGAUGUCAAACCAGAACCGG
Dunckerocampus dactyliophorus (ringed pipefish) is the source of this 9153-nucleotide messenger RNA. Its product is annotated as potassium voltage-gated channel subfamily A member 1-like. The record is from RefSeq and is a predicted model, not a curated record. NCBI's taxonomy places the organism in Eukaryota, Metazoa, Chordata, Actinopteri, Syngnathiformes, Syngnathidae. Bases 469 to 1947 code for a protein of 492 amino acids. The transcript is spliced from 2 exons. Gene Ontology annotation, cellular component: neuronal cell body; dendrite; juxtaparanode region of axon. Gene Ontology annotation, molecular function: protein binding; delayed rectifier potassium channel activity. Gene Ontology annotation, biological process: protein homooligomerization; potassium ion transmembrane transport.